Prunus armeniaca (apricot) is the source of this 831-nucleotide messenger RNA. Lineage: Eukaryota; Viridiplantae; Streptophyta; Magnoliopsida; Rosales; Rosaceae. The record is from the annotation of a GenBank genome assembly.
AUGGAUUCUCAGGUCUUGGUGGCUCUGGCUCUCUCACUUGUGGGUGGACUGAGUACUUCAAUCGGUGCACUUUUUGUAGUUCUCAAUGAGGCUCCCAAUUUGAAGAUACUUGGGCUUUUACAGGGUUUUGCUGCAGGUUUGAUGCUAAGCAUAUCAUUCCUAGAUUUGGCUCACAAUGCUAUAAAUUCGAUUGGCUUUUUAAAAGCCAACCUAUGGUUUUUUGGCGGUGUCAUAUUCUUUGGUAUCAUUGCCAAUUUUAUUCCAGAACCAACACUUGCUCCUAGUUCAGAUGUGAGAGGUAAAAAGAAAAGUGGGGAUGAAGGGGGCAAGGACACUUUGAAGAAGCAUCGCCGCCAAGUUCUAUACAGUGGGAUAAUUACAGCAAUAGGCAUAAGUUUACACAACUUUCCAGAAGGAAUGGCCGUGUUCCUUGGAUCAAUGAAGGGUCUUCGUGUUGGUGUCAACUUGGCCUUGGCCAUUGCCUUACACAACAUUCCAGAGGGCGUUGCUGUUGCACUUCCUGUUUACUUUGCAACACAGAGCAAAUGGCAGGCAUUCAAAUUGGCAACACUUUCUGGUUUUGCUGAGCCUUUGGGUGUCAUAAUUGUAGCCUAUCUAUUUCCAAGCAGCUUGAGUCCUGAUAUUCUUGAAGGCUUGCUGGGAGCAGUUGGUGGAGUAAUGGCUUUUCUAACCCUGCAUGAGAUGCUUCCCUUGGCAUUUGAUUAUGCGGGGCAGAAGCAAGCUGUCAAGGCCGUGUUUUUGGGAAUGGCCUUCAUGUCUGCAAGCCUCUACUUUCUCGAAAUCAGCCUACCUCAGGAGAUGAGCUUGUAG